This is a messenger RNA of Nicotiana attenuata, 2429 nucleotides long. Its product is annotated as protein IQ-DOMAIN 1. NCBI's taxonomy places the organism in Eukaryota, Viridiplantae, Streptophyta, Magnoliopsida, Solanales, Solanaceae. The transcript has 5 exons. The record is from RefSeq and is a predicted model, not a curated record. Bases 248 to 1903 code for a protein of 551 amino acids. Gene Ontology annotation, molecular function: protein binding.
AUAGUGUAAGACAUUUAUGUAAGUCAAUGAUGAAUUUAUUAGACUCAAGAAGGAAAUAAAGACCAAGCCUCUUUUGGCCCCAAAAAAAUACCAGAAAGAACUGCUCCAUAAUGCAAAUAUAUCCAUCAUAUUCAAAGCUAGCGUGUAUCUUUGCUUCAUUCGCUACUUUUCCUCCUACUUAAAGAACCUGAGAAUAGCAUAUAUAUUUCUUUGAGUUGUCCGUCAAUAUUUUCAUUUACUAAAUUCUAUGGGAAAUAAGAAAGAAAGAUCUUCUUCUUCUUGGUUGACUGCUGUUAAAAGAGCUUUUAGAUCUCCUACUAAAGACCCUGAAAAGAAGAAACAAAAUAAAAGAAGAGAUGAUAAUAAUCAACCUAUGGAAGUUGACGAAGAUGAAGAAGAAAAGAAGAAGGAAAAGAGAAGAUGGCUUUUCAGGAAGUCAACUAAUCUUGAAAAUGGGACAACACAUCAGACUACGAUUACAUCGGAGAAUGAUGAUGUGUCCGCUCCUGCAGCUGAAGGAGCGGACCAAAGGCAUGCCAUUGCAGUGGCUGUGGCAACUGCAGCCGCAGCUCAGGCUGCAGUUGCCACAGCUCAGGCAGCUGCAGAAAUAGCUCGACUGGCCAAACCGCAUAUUUCUAGAUUCUAUAGUUCUCCUAUUUAUGCUGGGGAUAGAGAGCAUCAGUCUGCAAUUAUAAUUCAGACAGCUUUUAGGGGAUAUCUGGCAAGAAGGGCUCUAAAAGCACUAAAAGGUCUAGUGAAAUUGCAAGCUUUAGUGAGAGGUCACAAUGUUCGGAAACAAGCGAAGAUGACUCUCAGAUGUAUGCAAGCUCUGGUUCGAGUUCAAGCGCGAGUACUUGACCAGCGGUUUAGGCAAUCUCAAGAAGGAAGUAGAAAAUCAACAUUUAGUGACACCAGUAGCAUGUGGAAUUCACAGUAUCUUCAAGAUAUCAUAGAUAGAAAAUCAAUGUCAAGAGAGGGAAGCAGCAUUCCAGAUGAUUGGGAUGAAAGGCCUCACACAAUUGAAGAGGUAAAAGCAAUGUUACAAAAGAGAAAAGAAGCUGCUUUGAAACGCGAAAGGACCUUAUCCGACGCCUUCUCUCAACAGACACGGAGAGCAGGAAGAAAUUCCUCGAUAGGAAGUGAAAGUGAUUUUGGAGAAAAGCAUCAGUGGAUGGACCGGUGGAUGGCUGCGAAAUCAUGGGACAACAGCAGGGGAAGAGCAUCAACUGAUCAAAGUAUUGACCCUGUUAAAACUGUUGAAAUGGAUACGUCGCAACCUUAUUCAUAUUUAGCUCCUAAUUUAAGAAGAUUGGAUGAACGACAACAACAUCAACAACACCAACGACCAAGUUCACCCCUUCAUAGAUCCUACCAAAAUCAAUCUUUUCAAUUCCCAGUUACACCUUCUCCAUCCAAAACUAGACCUAUUCAAGUCCGUUCUGCAAGUCCUCGAUGUCCAAGAGAUGAUAGAAGUAGUAACGGAGCUCAAACUCCAAGCCUGAGGCCUAAUAGUAACUACUCAGUCAAUGGUAGCUCACACCAACGUAAUAGACUAACUCCCGGUGCUGCACCAAUUCCUAACUACAUGGCUGCUACCGAGUCUGCCUUGGCAAGAAUCCGUUCACAAAGCGCCCCACGACAGAGGCCUUCAACCCCGGAGAGGGAUCGAACAGGGUCAGCCAAAAAACGGCUUUCUUUCCCUAUCCCUGACCGUUAUGGCAAUGUUCCUAUAGGUUAUGGAGCAGGUUAUGAACAUAGUCUGAGGAGUCCAAGCUUUAAGAGCCUUAAUGGAGUACAUUUCGUAUAUGAACAACAAUCUAACUAUUCUUCUUGUUGCACGGAGAGUCUUGGUGGCGAGAUCUCUCCUUCAUCAACGAGCGAUUUGAGGAGGUAUUUGAGGUGACCAAAGGGCAAUAAUAAGGCGAUCAAUGUACAUGUUAAUGCAACUUAUCAUCCUGAAGCAUAGUUGGACUAUUAGAAACCCCUUUUCUUGUUUCUUUUGUUAUAUUUAGCUUUGUUUGGAGUCUCAUUUCUUUUAACCAUUGCACCUUUCUUGUUCUGAAGGGAGCCUUGUCCGUGUGACCUAUAGGUCACGGGUUCGAGCCGUGGAAUCAGCCAGCAUUAGGGUAGGCUGCAUACAUUACACCCCUUGGGGUGCGGCCCUUCCCCGGACCAUGCGUGAAUGCAUCCACCGGGCUGCUACCUUUCUUUGUUCUGACUUCUAAUGUACUUGAACCCAUUGAUGUGCUAGUCAAGCAUAGUGUAACUAGUCUUUUGAAGCAUUUGUUUAGUGAAGUAGCAUUUAUCUUACUGUUAGGAAUAAUAUUGAUGUGAUCACUACUUACAUGUGUUUUUUUCAUACUUGUAAUAUCUCACAAGUGCAAAAAACUACAUUGAUUUUCAGUUGAACUUAAGAAUAGUUAUAGUCU